Messenger RNA from Tachysurus fulvidraco (yellow catfish), 2460 nucleotides. RefSeq lists its product as uncharacterized. Lineage: Eukaryota; Metazoa; Chordata; Actinopteri; Siluriformes; Bagridae. The transcript is spliced from 2 exons. Bases 286 to 1065 code for a protein of 259 amino acids. The record is from RefSeq and is a predicted model, not a curated record.
ACACACACACACACACAGAGUUCUCCUCUCUCUUUUUCACUACACCCCUCCCAAUUCUGACUCUGCGUCACUGGAUAAUUAAACUGUCAGACACAAACUCUGAGCUCUAAUACUAAGAAUAGUGGAGACACCGAGCAGAAGCGCAGGGUCAAGGAUCCGCUAAAUGGAAAUCGGAUCUGAUUCUCGGGUUCAUCUGAAGAGAGAAGACCGAAAGUAAAGCGACAUCAGGACGCGGAACCCCUGAGGCUCAGGAGGUAAAUUCACUACAUCGGCAGAAUAUCGGCGAUGGAUGGACCCACUGUAACAGGUGUGAAUGGUUUAGAAUCACAUAAUUCACUCCAUGAGAAGGAUAAAGGGCCAGUUAUUGGUGGUUUGCGUCUUCGGUCUGCUCCUGGAGCUUGUGUGCUUUUUGCUGGUGUGUUGCUACUUGUAGGCAUUGGAGUGGCCAUAGGUGGAUACUGGCCUCAUCGUAAUAGGAGACAAGUGCUGAAUCAUGCAUCCUCUGGCCGAACUCCCACAGAAAAACUGAAACUGGUUGGCCCCAUUAUUAUGGGAGUGGGCCUUUUCAUCUUCAUUUGUGCAAACACACUUCUCUAUGAGAAUCGAGACCACAGGCUGAAGCAAGCCAGCCAAAAAAAUGUUACGCCAGAGGGACAGCGAAAUUCAAAAAGCUGCUCACAACCUGAAACAAACACCAGCACACACACUCUGGCCUUGUCAGAACUCAACAUUCACUGCCUGCAAGAAGGGUUUGCUGUUCCAGCCCUUAACCGUUCUUCCUCUUCCUCUGCCUCUUUAAACUCCAGUCAGGUGAACUUUGGCCUUGCAGAUAGCAGGGAUGGUGUUAUGUUGAUUCCUCCAGUCUUCAAGCUGAACAACUGCCUUAUAACGUGCCUAGACACGCCACCCCUUCUACAGCAAGUACUGGACCAUGGUGAGAACGGCCAGUGUAAAAUGGUGGGGCCAGUAAUAACAGAGCAUUUAGCUCUAACAAGAGAGACCAGGGCAGAAAUGAAUAAGGGACAGAGUGGACCAAUAAAAUAUAUACAGACUGUGGAUAAGUAGCCACAAAGUCACCCUAUGAUUCCUGCUGCUAUCAAAUUGAAACUAGAAAAAAUGGCCCUAAAGCAGCCUGGAGUUUUUUGGUUUGUGUGUCUGGGAAAAAGCCUGUAACAACAUUGUUUUUCAAUCCCUUUGAAGACUCCUUUUUAAAUAAGUUCAUAUAUAGAACACUUCAGUUCUCUGUCUAGUGAAACUAUAUAAGGUGCAAAGUCAGCUUCAAACUGAGUGUCUCACUGUCAGAUUCCAUUUUCAGAAAUCUAUUGAGGAGCUAAGAACCGUUAACUAUCCAAUCAAAUGACUCUUUUAUCUGCAUGCAGAAAGUGUUAAGAAAAUAGAUGUAGAACCGUAAGUGGUUCUUUGUUUGUUGCUCUGAAUUUUUAAAGAUUAAGUGUAGAACCCUUAAGGAUUCUUUUUUUGGGCGUAAAACUACAAAUGAAACAGACAUUAAAAUAAGACUUGAGUAACCAUUUUCCCAAGGGUUUAUGGUUUUAACGUUGAAUGUAAUGUUAAUGUUUUUAAAUCUUAAUGUCAUAUUAAUGAUAAUUCCACCUACAUUUCAAUGCUUUCCAAGCACCAAGUAACAUUACAGCUGACAUUUUCCAGAUUAUAUGUACAAUUUGUCCCUUAAAUGAGGGUCUCUAAAGAGAUAUAAAUAAAUCCAGGUCCAUGUCACUAUCUACAUUGUGAAACCCUUUAUUGUUGUAGCUGGACUCUGGGACCCUUCAUUCCCGAGCACUCAGUUUGGCCUGAUCUUGGUACAGUAGUGUUCGGGUUGUGCCAUAAAUAGAGAUACUUAUUGUGCAAGUAAUCAACUGGACACAAAAUGUUUGGUGUCUUUGGAAGAGAGACACUUUAAAAUAAUUCUGUUCUAAUAUACUUAAAAUGUUUUGUAUUACAGCAAAAAGACAAAUUAUCAUGGGUGGGUGAAUACUUUGAAAGUUAAUGACUUAAGUUAAAAAAUGAUGUUAAUAUUUAGUAAAGGAGAAUGCUUUCUACAUUCACAUAUUUAGCAGUGUAUGUAAUAGCACUUAAUCCAGCACAACCUAUUUUGAUAGGAGGUACAACAGCUAAAAAUUCAAGCUUAGACAAGUGUGGUCUUUUUUAAUGGUGGUCAAAUAAUGUUUUAUUUUAUCUAUGUAUAUGUGUGUGAUUUAGGCUAUUUGAUCACACAAUUUAUUCACUGUUUUGUCUGAUUAACCUAAUGAUGUUCUUGCACAAUUAAAUGUGCCCUUGUACUCAUAAGGCACUCAUCAGCUUUCAGUACAAAACAUUUUAAUCAAGUUCAAGGUCACAUGAACUUGAUAUGGGAAUAAUGUAAUGGCAUUUCAAGAUUAGGCGCUCCACAUAUAUAUAGUGUAUGAGUUUUUUAUUUUCAUAUGUAAUUUGUACACAGUUUUC